Molecule: messenger RNA, 564 nt
Organism: Parnassius apollo (apollo)
Lineage: Eukaryota; Metazoa; Arthropoda; Insecta; Lepidoptera; Papilionidae
Source: the annotation of a GenBank genome assembly
AUGGAAGCUGCACUGAAAAAGAAGCACUACACCCAGCAUUACAGAAGUGAGUGGGAGAAUAAUGAAGAAUUUAAACAUUGGUUGAGACCCGUACCAGGUGACUCAAGUAAAGCAUUUUGUAAUUAUUGUCGCUCUGAAAUGUACGCGAAAUUAAACGACCUUAAAAAGCAUUUAGAAACGAAGAAACAUAAAAAACAUUGUCAAUUGCUUUCCCAAAAUAAACAACUGACAUUUUCUGCCACCGCAACGAAAAUAUGCAAAGGUUGUUCAAGAGCUGAAUGCACAUUAGUUUUGUACAUUGCUGAACAUAGUUCAAUUUUCCACAUUGACCACUUGACUGAUGUAUGUAAACAAUGCUUAAAGGAUUCGAAAUCGACUAUAGAUAUAAAAUUGCAUAGAACUAAGUGUACGCAAAUCAUAAAUGAUAUAUUGGCGCCGCAUUUUAAGAAAGAACUACGAAGUGACAUAAGUGAUCAAAAAUAUAGUUUACUUUUAGACGAAUCAACGGAUAUAAGCGUCACAAAAUACCUUGGGAUCGUUGUAAGAUAUACAGUUCAAAAUUAA